CACACUAUAUUAUUGUUUUCUUUUCCUGUAACACUACAGAUUACAGUAUACAAUAAACAUCGUACUAGAGACAGUAGAGACUCAACGUUUAGCGUAGUAGAGACCAAUUUAAUUCGUAGAGUAAUUACUCUAUGAUUUAAUUUAACCAAUUAAUCUUUUAUCUAAGAUAGAGACAUUCGAGCACGUCUUUAUACUUGAUAGUGAACGCUGGAAACUAAGACAGUCGUGUACGACGUACGUGUAUGGUGUAUACUGUAUUUCUUUUCGUGUGUCUUGUUCAAUGACUAAUGCCCCUAAUGGUCGGUAGUAUAUUACACUAUCACAUUAACUUCUGUCUUCAUUUAAACUUGACCUAAAAAAAUAAAUAUAAUUUUCUUUUGAACCUUAAAAAAAACAUUUGUUUUAUAUUAAUAGACUUUGGAAUCAACGAAUUAUGCGAUGGAGAUACUUAAGUUAUACAAUAAGGAAAUAUUCAAAACAUGCCAACAGAUUUCAUGUAGGCAUUAUAGGUGCUGGUCCUGCAGGGUUUUAUUGUGCACAACAGUUACUAAAAAAAAUACCUAGUUGUCAGAUUGAUAUAUAUGAAAGAUUACCAGUCCCAUUUGGUCUUGUACGUUAUGGCGUGGCUCCUGAUCAUCCAGAAGUAAAAAAUGUUAUAAAUACAUUUACUAAAACUGCAUCAAAUGAAAAUGUCCGAUUUAUAGGCAAUGUCUCACUUGGUUCUGAUAUUUCUUUGGCACAACUUAAACAUUCCUAUAAUGCUGUAGUAUUAGCUUAUGGUGCCGAUGAAGACAAAAAAUUAAAUAUUCCUGGUGAAAAUUUAUCCAAUGUUAUAUCAGCUACAAAAUUUAUAGGAUGGUAUAAUGGUUUGCCAGCAGAUAAAAAUAUUAAAUUAGAUUUGAAUGUUGAGCAUGCUGUUAUUGUAGGACAAGGAAAUGUUGCUUUGGAUGUUGCAAGAAUAUUAUUAACACCAGUUGACAAACUGAGAAAAACGGACAUCACAGAAUAUAGUUUAGAGACUUUAACACAAAGUAAAGUGAAAAAAAUCACUCUUAUAGGUCGUCGAGGUCCUUUACAAGUAGCAUUUACUAUUAAAGAACUUAGAGAAAUGUUGAAAUUACCUGGAGUAAGCACAAAUUUUUAUGAAGACCAAAUUAAUGAUAUUGAUAAAAUCAUUAGUGAUUUACCAAGACCUCGAAAACGAUUAAUACAACUCAUGUAUGAUGCAUCACAAAAAACAGAAGUUCAAGAUAAAUUAUUUGAUUUAUUAUUCCUGCGAACACCUAUUUCAAUAAUAGGUACAACAACAAUUGAAGGAAUUAAACUAGCUGUAAACCAUCUAGAAGGAGAAAAUGCAGUGGUUACAGAUGAAAAAUAUACAUUAAAAUGUGACAUAGCAUUUCGCAGUAUUGGAUAUCGUAGUGUUCAAGCAGAUCCUGAUGUACCUUUUGAUAAUAUAUCUUCAACAGUACCUCAAAGUAUAGGUGUUUAUAGUGUUGGUUGGUUGUCUUCAGGACCUGUAGGAGUGAUAUUAUCCACUAUGAGUAAUGCUUUUCAAGCAGCUUCAUUAAUCGGCCAACACUUUGAUAAAGGCUUACUUAGUGAGCAAAAACCAGGGUAUAAUUAUAUUUCAAAGAUAUUAGAAAAUAAAGGCAUAAUUACUGUUGAUUGGAAUGGAUGGACAAAAAUUGACAAAGUUGAGGUUGAAAGAGGAAUAAAACAUGGUAAGCCAAGAGAAAAAAUUGUUGAUGUUGAUGAAAUGUUACAAAUUGGAGGAAUAUUAAAAUAAUCUUUUGAAAUCAUAUUCAAAAUCUAUUUAAUUGUAGUAAUGUUUAGAUAAAUAAAUAUAAAUAGUUCUAAGUAAAAAAAGUAUGAAAUGUUAAAUAAUAAUAAAUUGAUACUUAUGUCAAUAAAUAUUUUAUUUUAGAUACAAAUAAUUGCUCUUUAAUUAAUUCAAUUUUUUUUUACCAAUUUUACUCUGUAUCAAUUUGUAUUUGAUUUUAAAUAUUAAUAAAAAAAUUAUUUUUUAAA
Molecule: messenger RNA, 2031 nt
Organism: Rhopalosiphum padi (bird cherry-oat aphid)
Lineage: Eukaryota; Metazoa; Arthropoda; Insecta; Hemiptera; Aphididae
Gene: dare
Product: NADPH:adrenodoxin oxidoreductase, mitochondrial
Exons: 9
Coding region: 434-1789 (451 amino acids)
Biological process (GO): ubiquinone biosynthetic process
Cellular component (GO): mitochondrion
Source: RefSeq, a predicted model, not a curated record